GAACCCGACAUUGUCACCCGUACCUGUGAGAUCUGCUUUGAGGCGAAGCCCCAGCUGAACGACUUUCCCGCGUUUUCUCGAUGCAAACACCCACCGGCCUCCUGCCGAUUGUGCAUUCUCAAGCAUUUGCGAUGGCGCUUGAUGUCGUUUCGGGAUUGGAGAACAUUCACUUGUCCAUCCUGUGGACUUCUUACAUCUGUGCCUGAGUUGAAGGUGGCGUUAGGAGAAAGAGUGUCUGGGUAUAUUGACAAUUGGAUCAAGUAUUCAGGCAGCUGGCGGCAAGGUACCUGGCAAGGUUGUCCUGAGAUCAACUGCAAGUUCUCGGGCAAGGUCCGCAAGGGAUCCAAAGCUAGGCUGAAAUGUCCCAAGUGCGGCGCGGAAAGCUGCUUCAAUCAUCAGGACCUCUGGCACACGUCCAUGACUUGCCGUCAAUAUGACAUCCAAAUGCCGGCCGAGGAAAAGAUGUCUCAGCUGUUCCUGGACAAGAACACAAAACGAUGUCCGGAGUGUCAUGUACGAGCGUUGAAACCGGAGCAUUGCGAUACGGGUGUUUGUAAG
Capronia coronata CBS 617.96 is the source of this 558-nucleotide messenger RNA. RefSeq lists its product as uncharacterized. The transcript has a single exon. Lineage: Eukaryota; Fungi; Ascomycota; Eurotiomycetes; Chaetothyriales; Herpotrichiellaceae. The record is from RefSeq and is a predicted model, not a curated record. The annotation marks the transcript as partial. Gene Ontology annotation, molecular function: zinc ion binding.